CGUUUUCUCCGGUUUCACUUCCUUUUCUCUUUCUCCUUUAAACACAUACGCGUCUUCCGACUAACGGCUUUCUGAAAUCCCGGGCGUAUGACGGGUCUUUACAAUUGCAUUAUCUCAUGUGCACUGCAAUAAUGAUCACGAACACUGGUGGGCGUUGGAAGUUUCGAAGAUGGCGGGUCUGUUUUCCUCUGCUUCUAAUGUGUACUAGUUUAUUCCUCGGGUUUGUCUCCCGUGACUUCAAGAUCACUCAGACGUGGCGAGUUCGGCUCUUAUGUAGAAUACCUUAGUUUCAGUCAGGAACAGAGACAGAGGGGACAUAAUGAACUGCAUGC
Aspergillus eucalypticola CBS 122712 is the source of this 332-nucleotide messenger RNA. RefSeq lists its product as uncharacterized. The coding region runs from base 117 to 287 and encodes 56 amino acids. The transcript has a single exon. Lineage: Eukaryota; Fungi; Ascomycota; Eurotiomycetes; Eurotiales; Aspergillaceae. The record is from RefSeq and is a predicted model, not a curated record.